AUGGUCGGCCAGGUUGAGGUCGACCUUGCUAGAUUUGGUGAGGUCGAGCCUCACCUAUGGCUGAUGAGGGUGAGCCUCGCUAGCCCAUCAUAUCCAAAUCCGACUGCAUCCACUUACGAAAACAGGUUCUUUCGUCCUUUUGAGUCGGCCCUUCAGCCCCCAACUCGCCACAAACCAGAGCAGAUUGCUGUGAACAAAGCUGAGAUUCUGCUAAAGGAAUAUGACAGGCCCCAAGCUUUCAUAAUUCCUGGAAAUCAUGAUUGGUUUGAUGGACUUCAUACUUUCAUGAGGUACAUAUGCCAUAAGCAUUGGUUAGGUGGGUGGUUAAUGCCUCAAAAAAAGAGUUAUUUUGCUUUGCAACUCCCAAAAAAUUGGUGGAUAUUUGGCCUUGAUCUGGCACUCCAUCACGAUAUUGAUGUGUACCAAUUUAAAUUCUUCUCGGAGCUGGUAAAAAAUAAGGUUGGGGCCAAGGACUCUGUGAUCAUACUUACGCAUGAACCUAACUGGCUUCUUGAUUGGUAUGACAAUAAUGUUUCUGGAAAGAACUUCUCUCAUUUGAUACGUGAUGAUUUGAACAAGAGAUGUAAACUUCGAAUUGCUGGGGACUUGCAUCAUUAUAUGCGUCAUAGCGUAAGUGCGGGUGCGCCAGCGGGUGAGCCAGCUGAUGUGGAAAAUCUGCUGGUAAAUGGUUGUGGUGGGGCAUUUUUACAUCCAACCCAUGUAUUUGGCAACUUCAAGGAGUAUAGUGGGUCUACUUACGAUACCAAGGCCUCUUAUCCGUCUUUUAAAAAUUCUAAACAGUUGGCUUAUUCUUGGCUUUCUUCGCAGUGUAAGCUCGAUCACAUGUUACGAGAUGACUCCGUUUCUGGUCAUCUGUGGAGCUUUUUUGUCACUGUAUGGGCUGCUUUCAAGUACUUGCUGGAACAGUCUCAUGUAUCGCUAGCAGCAGCUUUGCUAUUUCUUAUUGCAUUAGUCGCAUUUGUACCGUCAAAAGUGUCGUGGAAGACACGAGCGAUGAUUGGUGUACUUCAUGUUUCUGCACACUUGACUGCUGCGCUAAUGCUUAUGGUACUGAUGGAACUGGGUGUAGAGACCUGCAUCAAGCAUAAACUUUUGGCGACUUCAGAUAUUGGUGAAGUGAGCAUCUCCAGUGGAAAACUGAUGUCCGGCUGA
Messenger RNA from Eucalyptus grandis, 1173 nucleotides. RefSeq lists its product as uncharacterized. NCBI's taxonomy places the organism in Eukaryota, Viridiplantae, Streptophyta, Magnoliopsida, Myrtales, Myrtaceae. The record is from RefSeq and is a predicted model, not a curated record. The transcript has 6 exons. The coding region runs from base 1 to 1173 and encodes 390 amino acids.